Messenger RNA from Radiomyces spectabilis, 465 nucleotides. RefSeq lists its product as uncharacterized. Bases 1 to 465 code for a protein of 154 amino acids. The record is from RefSeq and is a predicted model, not a curated record. The transcript has 2 exons. NCBI's taxonomy places the organism in Eukaryota, Fungi, Mucoromycota, Mucoromycetes, Mucorales, Radiomycetaceae. Gene Ontology annotation, molecular function: DNA binding.
AUGAACAGUUUCUCUGGUGAACCAGGGCAUUUCUGGCUUGAGCGCGGUUUGGUCACCUCAUCAGAAAUUCUUCAGAAGCAAGUGUUCCCACAAGCUGACAGCUGGCUUGAAAAAUCGAGCGUGAAGAUGGCUGCCCUCGAACGAUCUGCGGUCAAGGAUUUUUGCGGAGCUCAGAAUAUAUGGCAUUUGAAGCUAAUCUCUACCCAAGCAUGCGUUACAGGGCGCACACCCGAGGAAAUGCGCUUGCGUGAAGUGAUCCCCGACGUGAGCAAUAGACUCGAUGCCUUGCUUGCAAAAGUUGCCCAGGCGGAAGAAACGAACAAGAAAGUUCAAGAAGAUGUGCGCAAGAUCCUUCCUGCUUUGGGUCAGAUUAUGCAAGGUCAUUCCAGUUUGUUACUGGUCCUUUGUCAUUGGAGAUGGCAUCCAGUUUGUCUUCAGAGCAGUCGACGCCAAAUGGGUCUUUAG